Molecule: messenger RNA, 1378 nt
Organism: Musa acuminata subsp. malaccensis (wild Malaysian banana)
Lineage: Eukaryota; Viridiplantae; Streptophyta; Magnoliopsida; Zingiberales; Musaceae
Product: probable WRKY transcription factor 35
Biological process (GO): regulation of DNA-templated transcription
Cellular component (GO): nucleus
Molecular function (GO): transcription cis-regulatory region binding; DNA-binding transcription factor activity
Source: RefSeq, a predicted model, not a curated record
CAUCCAUUUGUCCCCUUGCGCACACUAUUUUUCUUGGGGUUGAAGAAGAGUUCUCUCGUCUCACUCCUCCCUCGCCGCACAAUUUUCUUCCCAUCCCCUCCCUCCGCCCUUCCCAGAGCAGCAGGAAAGAUUUCAGCAAUAGGCUACACCUUCGCUGCAACACUCUUUGCCAAAAAAACAUCAAAGAUCUGAAUACAUGUUUGACUAUUUCUGGCAAAGAAUGGAGAGUGAUCAGGGAGAUCUUGCCGACAUAGUCCGCUCCGGCGGGUUUGCUGGAGCUUCGGGUGCUGCUGAGUUCCCGGUCAGCGACCAGAAACUUCCAUCGGAGGCCACGGUCUUGCCCUCGCCCGGGGACAGGAUCAACAACUUGGGAGAUCCCUUUGGGUGUCAUCGUGAUCCUCUCCUCCACAGCGGCGGAGGGCAGAUCGAGGUGGCAAUAGAGAGUAGCGAUGGUGGUGGAGGUGGGAUGAUCGUAUCCCGCAAGUUGCGGAUGAGCGAGGAGAUUAUAAAGGCAUGUGAUAUCAACCACAGGGCGUUCCGGGUGUCGUCAGGAGGAGCCAAGGGUUCCCCUCUCCCUCCAAAUGCCAUCGUGCCAACCGCGGUACUCAUCGGGGAGAUGACGAAGGCGAGUGAUGGUGCAGCGGUAGGAUGCUCCGUGGACGAUGGUGGUGUGCGGAUCUCAUCCACUAGAACGCUCGGCAUCAAACGGAGGAAGAACCAAGUGAAAAAGGUGGUAUGCAUUCCAGCCCCUACAGCGGCAAGCAAUAGACACAACGGAGAGGUUGUUCCUUACGAUCUAUGGGCUUGGAGGAAGUAUGGCCAGAAGCCAAUCAAGGGCUCUCCUUAUCCUAGGGGUUACUACAGGUGCAGUAGCUCCAAAGGAUGCACCGCACGGAAACAAGUGGAGCGCAGCCCUAUCAAUCCUAACAUGUUAGUCAUCACCUACACCUCGGAGCACAACCACCCAUGGCCGACCCAACGCAACGCUCUGGCUGGAUCCACAAGAUCCCAAGCGUCUAAGAACGCCGCUUCAGCUUCCAAGACCUCCGGCCACGAUCUAAAGGAAGACGAGCCCAAGGAAACGGCCACCGGGUCGGAUGCUCUUUUCGUAAAGGGAGAGGUCGCAGAGAAGGGCGUUCAUCAUCCGGCUGAGGGUGACGAAUACGAUGGAGCAGUCGAGCAGAGUUGCAAGCCCGCCGUGAUCCCUGCAUCGAGCCACCCCGAUGACUUCUUUGCAGAUCUGGCAGAGCUGGUAACCGACCCGAUGAGUCUCAUCUUCUCGAACGAAACGAAACCGGCGGCGGGUGGAGUCGUGGCCUUGGAUCCGUCACACAUGUUUGAUUCGGCAGGAAGGUGGAAUGGACGAGGUUCCGAUUAA